CACAAAUCCUACUUCAAAAAGAACAUAAGAAUGCAGGGUUCAAGAAAGAACAGACACUUGAUUGUUUUUGCAGCCAUUCUGGCGCUCGAGAUGGGGGCUCGUUGCGAAGCCACAGCGCGGUGGCGCGUGGAUGACAACGAGGAGGGAACGAUGAAGAGGUACGAGGAGUGGAUAGUUGAAUAUGGACGGGUGUAUGCAAAUCAGACAGAAAAGAUGAAACGGUUCAGUGUAUUCAAAGAUAAUGUGGAGUAUAUCAAUUCUUUUAAUCUCGGAAACUAUACUUUCACCUUAGGUAUCAACCAGUUUGCGGAUUUAACUAAUGACGAAUUCCGAACAACAAUGGCGUGCGAGAUGCCAUCCCAUUCCGAGAAAACGCCAUUUAUGUACGAGAAUGUGACGGUCCUUCCUCCCACGAUGAAUUGGUUACAAAGGGGAGCAGUGACUCAGAUUAAAAAUCAAGGACAAUGUGGGUGUUGUUGGGCAUUUUCUGCGGUGGGGGCGACGGAGGGAAUCACUCAGAUAAGAACAAAAAAACUAAUCUCUUUGUCGGAGCAACAGCUGGUGGACUGCGAGACCGUAAGCCACGGCUGCAACGGCGGGUGGAUGCAAACGGCAUUCAAGUACGUGGCCAAGAACAGAGGCAUAACCACGGGAGCCAAUUACCCAUACACCAUGAGAAAGGGGAUGUGCAACACGGCCAAGGCAUCCCAAGCGGCCGCUAGAAUCUCCGGCUUACAGAACAUUCCUCCGAACAGCGAGGCGGCGAUUAUGCAGGCGGUGGCGAACCAGCCGGUGUCGGUGGCCAUUGACGCCAUGGGAAGGCCGUUUCAGUUCUAUAAAGGGGGACUUUUCAGCACGGGGUGUACGACGAGGACGACCCAUGCGGUGACGGCGGUGGGGUAUGGGGUAAUGCCGGGAGGGAAAAAGUAUUGGCUGUUGAAGAACUCGUGGGGGGAACAGUGGGGAGAGCGUGGGUACAUAAAGAUGUUGAAAGAUAGUGGCGUGGCGCAAGGGCUUUGUGGCAUUGCCACACAAGCUUGUUAUCCAACUGCAUAGAUCAUAGAAUUGUCAAUUGAGAUUAGCACAUUAAAUAAGUUGUGUAAGAGUGUAUUAUGUGAGAUGUAUGGUAUUGCACUUUACUAAAAAGUAUUACACAUCUUAUCUUA
Ipomoea nil (Japanese morning glory) is the source of this 1166-nucleotide messenger RNA. RefSeq names its product ervatamin-B-like. Gene Ontology annotation, cellular component: lysosome. Lineage: Eukaryota; Viridiplantae; Streptophyta; Magnoliopsida; Solanales; Convolvulaceae. The record is from RefSeq and is a predicted model, not a curated record. Gene Ontology annotation, molecular function: cysteine-type endopeptidase activity. The coding region runs from base 31 to 1056 and encodes 341 amino acids. The transcript is spliced from 2 exons.